This is a messenger RNA of Penicillium cinerascens, 1008 nucleotides long. Its product is annotated as rRNA-binding ribosome biosynthesis protein RPF2. The record is from RefSeq and is a predicted model, not a curated record. Bases 16 to 1008 code for a protein of 330 amino acids. The transcript is spliced from 2 exons. Gene Ontology annotation, cellular component: nucleolus. Gene Ontology annotation, molecular function: rRNA binding. Gene Ontology annotation, biological process: maturation of LSU-rRNA from tricistronic rRNA transcript (SSU-rRNA, 5.8S rRNA, LSU-rRNA); ribosomal large subunit assembly. Lineage: Eukaryota; Fungi; Ascomycota; Eurotiomycetes; Eurotiales; Aspergillaceae.
CAACCUACCGCCAUCAUGUUGCGCGAAGUCAAAGCAAAGAAUCCCCGCACCGCGCGCAUCCUCAAGGCGCGCGAGCCCCAACUCAUCGAAGGCCCGAAGCGGACUCUCAUCCUGCACGGCACAAAAUGCCCGCAGGCCCUCGACACCGUUCUGAAGACCUUCCAUUCAUUGACAAAGCCCAACUCGGUCCUGUUCCACAAGAAGAAUGAAAACCUCCACCCAUUUGAGAGCGUCGAGAGCGUCGAGUUCCUGGCCAACAAGAACGAGUGCGGACUGGUUGUGUUCGGUAGCAGUAACAAGAAGCGCCCCAAUGCCGUGACUCUUACUCGAAUUUUCAACUCUCAAAUGCUCGACAUGUGUGAACUCCUCCUUCUGCCCGGCACCGACGGUGACGCCAUUCCUCCCAUCAACGAGCUGGUCAUGCACGUUGGUCUCGGCCUCCGUCCCAUGAUGCUCUUCGCCGGUAGCCCCUGGGAGGACCCGACCUCCUCAUCGCAUGUCAUGCUCAAGAGCUUCUUCCUCGACAUGUUCAAGGGCGAGGAGACAGACAAGAUCGACGUCGAGGGUCUGCAGUACGUGCUUAUGGUGGGUGCCGAAGAGCCGCGUGACAACCUGAGCCCCAUUGUUCACCUGCGGUGGUACAAGGUGGUGACCAAGCGCAGUGGCCACAAGCUUCCGCGCGUGGAGCUGGAGGAGAUCGGCCCCAAGUUCGAUUUCAAGAUUGGCCGUAUGCGUCCCGCGUCGGCCGAGGCCAUGAAGGAGGCCAUGAAGCAGGGCAAGCGGCCCAACGUGGACAUCAAGAUGAAGAAGAACAUCAGUAUGGACACUAUCGGUGACAAGGUCGGUCGUGUGCACCUGGGCAAGCAGGAUCUUAAGGGUCUUCAGACCCGUAAGAUGAAGGGUCUGAAGCGCCGGGCUGGUCGGGAGUCUGAUGAGGAGGUGGAUGCGAUGGAGGUGGAUGAGGUCUCUGAAGAUGACGAGAGCCACAAGCGGGCUCGGACAGACUAG